GCUGAUGUACAUGUCAAUUUUUAUUUUUAAAAAAUAUGUUUAUUGUCAAAACUAUUUUCAUAAAUGUUCCAUAACAAUAAAAUAUUGUCUUUUUUUUAUUAAUAUUAUAGAUAUUUGAUUAUAUAUUUUAUCAACAGUUGUUGACAUUCUUUUUCUCAUAACACUAAAACCCGUGAUUUAUCAUAAAAUUAAAAAUUGUAAAUAAACUGUGCGGCUAGAUUAAAAAAAAAUGUUGAAACCUAAAGUUCUCACCCAAGUUUUAAGUCAAGCUAAUACAGGUGGAGUUGAAAAUACUUUACUUGUAAACCAGGAAGGUUUGCUUUUAGCCUAUAGUGGAUAUGGUGAUAAAGAUGCAAGAGUAACGGCAGCAAUAGCAAGCAAUAUUUGGAGUAAAUAUGAAAAAAAUGGUGAAAAUGCUCUACGAGAAGACCAACCCGAAAUUAUACUAAUGGAAUUUCAAGAGGGACGAAUAGCUAUCACACAAGUAUCCAAUGUUUUAUUAUGCCUAUAUGCUAAAAAUACAGUCGGAUUUGGAAUGCUGAAGCAAAAGGCUCAGGCUUUGGCCACUUACCUUGAAGGUCCUUUGAAGCAAGUGGCAACAUCCUAGUCUAGAUAUUAGUAAACAUUAAUGAACUCUUUAUGUCUGUUUGUGUGUAUAAAUUUAUAUAUCCAUAUUAAUAUUAAUUAUAUCUUUCAUAAUUUUUAAAAUCAAAGCUUAGCUAAACAAUAAAACUUAUAGUUUAAAUAAAUGGUUCUAAUUA
This is a messenger RNA of Sitophilus oryzae (rice weevil), 761 nucleotides long. It is a transcript of the gene Lamtor2, whose product is annotated as ragulator complex protein LAMTOR2 homolog. The transcript has 3 exons. The record is from RefSeq and is a predicted model, not a curated record. Lineage: Eukaryota; Metazoa; Arthropoda; Insecta; Coleoptera; Curculionidae. Gene Ontology annotation, molecular function: molecular adaptor activity; guanyl-nucleotide exchange factor activity. Gene Ontology annotation, biological process: positive regulation of TOR signaling; cellular response to amino acid stimulus. Gene Ontology annotation, cellular component: Ragulator complex. The coding region runs from base 230 to 607 and encodes 125 amino acids.